AGGCCCGUAAAUGUGGUCCGAUUCUCGCCGAACCCCAACGACAACCUGUUGGCCGCCGGAGACGACGACUGUUUCAUCUAUAUCUGGAAACUGAUGGACGACUCGUCCGUCAAUAACACAGAGAAUGAGCUGAAAUCAGACGUGAAUUUAAUUGUUCCGAAGAAAAGCCAAGAGUUUUGUGUCAAACAUAAGGACAACAGUCAAGAAGACGACGAGAUAAUGAUUCUGGAGGAACAGUCGACAGCCAUUAAGGCUCGACCGGCCGCUGAAAACGCGGCCAAUAAUAUGGAAAACACGGCAUUCGGUGACGAAGAGAUGAUAGCGACUGAGGUCUGGAAACCACUCAAAAUACUUCGCGGACAUCUUCAGGACGUUUCGGACGUUUGUUGGUCUCCCGAUGGCCAACAACUAGUGUCCGCCUCAGUAGACAAUACGGCAAUCGUAUGGGACGUCCAUAAGGGCCAGAAGUUGCACAAAAUUGUUGAACACAAGGGCUUCGUUCAGGGCGUGGCGUGGGAUCCGAUCGGCAAAUAUUUGGCCACUUUAUCGGCGGACAGAAAUAUGCGGGUAAUCGACGCCAAAAGCGGUCGCACUGUCUAUAGAGUACACCGAAUGCGUACCGAAGAGUCCACUAAGACUUCGCGGCUCUUUUACGACGACACCCUUCGGUCGUUUUGCCGUCGGCUGACGUUCACACCGGGCGGUGAGUUCCUGAUCGCACCGUCGGGUAUAUUGGAGUUGACCGACGAGAAC
Medioppia subpectinata is the source of this 753-nucleotide messenger RNA. The record is from the annotation of a GenBank genome assembly. NCBI's taxonomy places the organism in Eukaryota, Metazoa, Arthropoda, Arachnida, Sarcoptiformes, Oppiidae.